Molecule: messenger RNA, 1627 nt
Organism: Camelina sativa (false flax)
Lineage: Eukaryota; Viridiplantae; Streptophyta; Magnoliopsida; Brassicales; Brassicaceae
Product: phospholipase A(1) DAD1, chloroplastic
Biological process (GO): lipid metabolic process
Molecular function (GO): glycerophospholipase activity
Source: RefSeq, a predicted model, not a curated record
GAAACUCUCUAUAUAUUCUCUAUACAAAGUUUAGAGAAAAAUUUGAUUAACCAGAUCAAAUAUUUUAUAAAAAUUAAAGGUAUUUCUCAAACAAUGAGAUUAUCUUUUUCUCCCAUACGUCCGCAUAGUGUAGUGACGCCUUCACUACCAAAACACGACGCUGUGUCUUAUAUAAAUGGUACGACGUCGAAUCGUCAGUGUCGAUGUGUACUUACUCUUCCUUCUCCUACAAUCUCUACUUCCCGACCACCGGUUAUACCCAAACCAGAAACCUGGGAGAGUUUGCUACUAAACCAAGAUCAAAUCUCCAGCGAAUCCUCCCCCUCUGGUUCUAAUUUUCCGGUUAAGCUUGGCCGGAGAUGGAUGGAGUACCAGGGGCUUCAAAAUUGGGAUGGUCUUUUAGACCCAUUGGACGAUAAUCUCCGGCGAGAGAUUCUCCGGUACGGUCAAUUCGUCGAAUCGGCUUACCAAGCAUUCGAUUUCGAUCCUUCGUCUCCCACGUACGCGACAUGCCGGUUUCCCAGGAGUACUCUGUUAGACCGAUCCGGUUUGCCUAAUUCCGGUUAUCGACUAACGAAGAACCUCCGUGCCACGUCAGGUAUUAACUUGCCACGUUGGAUUGAGAAAGCGCCAAGUUGGAUGGCUACACAAUCCAGCUGGAUUGGUUACGUGGCAGUUUGCCAAGACAAAGAAGAGAUCUCGCGGCUUGGUCGUAGAGACGUCGUCAUCUCCUUCCGUGGAACCGCCACGUGUCUCGAGUGGUUAGAGAACCUUCGCGCAACGCUGACUCAUCUCCCUAAUGGGCCCACUGGACCGAAUCUAAACGGGUCUAACUCUGGGCCCAUGGUCGAAAGCGGGUUUCUAAGCUUGUACUCUUCAGGUGCUCACAGUUUGAGAGACAUGGUGAGAGAAGAGAUCUCGAGGCUACUCCAAUCUUACGGCGACGAGCCGUUGAGUAUAACCAUAACCGGCCACAGCCUUGGAGCCGCGAUCGCGACACUAGCUGCCUACGAUAUCAAGACGACGUUCAAACGUGCGCCCAUGGUAACCGUAAUAUCCUUCGGAGGCCCACGUGUCGGAAACAGAUGCUUCAGGAAACUCCUUGAGAAGCAAGGCACCAAGGUUCUAAGAAUCGUGAACUCCGAUGACGUGAUCACCAAAGUUCCUGGAGUCGUUUUAGACAACAGAGAGCAAGACAACGUGAAGAUGUCGUCGUCGGCAGCGUCAGCAAUGCCGAGCUGGAUACAGAGACGCGUGGAGGAGACGCCGUGGGUUUACGCGGAGGUCGGGAAGGAGCUUCGGCUGAGCAGCCGUGACUCGCCGUACUUGAGUAGAAUCAAUGUGGCCACGUGUCACGAGCUGAAAACGUAUUUACAUUUGGUAGACGGGUUUGUGAGCUCCACGUGUCCAUUCAGAGAGACGGCUCGGAGAGUUCUCCAUAGAUGAAGAUUUAGAUUUUAUUCAUUCGACAUUCUCAAACGUACGAUUUUAACUUUUGAACAAAGUAACAGAUCUCUAACUUAGUCGUAGAACUAGGAACAACCGAACAACAAAUUAAGUAGAAGACAGCUCUAAAAGAGCGAAAAAAAUGUACUGUAAGCUCCGUAUAAAUCUCAAAUACUUUAUA